Molecule: messenger RNA, 3357 nt
Organism: Dendrobium catenatum
Lineage: Eukaryota; Viridiplantae; Streptophyta; Magnoliopsida; Asparagales; Orchidaceae
Product: coatomer subunit beta-1-like
Exons: 4
Coding region: 325-3180 (951 amino acids)
Biological process (GO): intracellular protein transport; intra-Golgi vesicle-mediated transport; endoplasmic reticulum to Golgi vesicle-mediated transport
Cellular component (GO): COPI vesicle coat; cytoplasm
Molecular function (GO): structural molecule activity
Source: RefSeq, a predicted model, not a curated record
CCUUCGGCUCGCCUAUCCCCAAACCCAUUUCAACUCCAACGACUGUGUUUCCAAUCUCUCCUCUCCUCGUCGCCACUGGAGCUCUCCCACCGGCGGCUCUCAGGCCCGCCGCCGUCUUCUAGAAGGUACGAGCUCCCAUCUUCUAGAACAAUUCAGAUCUCUUCGAUCUAUUGUAGGGUUUAUUGAUUUCUUCUUUCGCCUAAUCCCAACCGAAACCGAUUCCAUCGAAACCAGAUCUGCUUUCUAAUCCCCUUAGAUCUACAAGAGCACUUCCUUAUAACCCUCCAUUAUAAGGUUUCCUCUUCCAGUUCUACACGUAGCAAGAUGGAGAGGUCGUCCACUCUCCUCGUCCACUUCGACAAGGGUACCCCAGCCCUGGCCAACGAGAUCAAGUUGGCACUCGAAGGAAACGACGUCGUCUCUAAGAUCGACGCUAUGAAAAAGGCUAUCAUGCUUCUUCUUAAUGGCGAGACCCUUCCACAGCUUUUCAUCACAAUCGUCCGCUACGUCCUUCCCUCGGAGGACCACACGAUCCAGAAGCUCCUACUUCUUUAUCUUGAGAUAAUCGACAAGACCGAUUCCACUGGCCGCGUCCUGCCGGAGAUGAUCCUUAUCUGCCAGAACCUGCGGAACAACCUGCAACACCCUAACGAGUACAUCCGAGGUGUCACCCUCAGAUUCCUCUGUCGCCUUUCCGAGGCUGAGAUCAUUGAGCCUCUCAUCCCCUCUAUUCUGUCAAACAUUGAGCACCGUCACCCGUUCAUCCGUCGCAAUGCAAUUCUUGCUGUCAUGUCCAUCUACAAGCUCCCCCAGGGCGAGCAGCUCCUUGCAGAUGCUCCCGAGGUCAUUGAGCGCAUCCUCAAUAGUGAGCAGGAUCCCUCUGCGCGCCGUAAUGCUUUCCUCAUGCUCUUCACCUGCGCCCAGGACCGAGCUGUCAACUACCUUCUAUCCCAUGUCGAUAAGGUUCAGGACUGGCCCGAGCAGCUACAGAUGGUUGUACUAGAUCUCAUUCGCAAGGUCUGCAGAUCUAAUCGUGCGGAGAAGGGCAGAUAUAUCAAGAUCAUCAUUUCGCUUCUCAGUGCCCCAUCUACUGCAGUCAUCUACGAGUGUGCUGGCACUUUGGUCUCCCUUUCCUCUGCUCCAACAGCAAUUAGAGCAGCUGCAAACACCUACUGCCAGCUUCUCUCACAGAGUGAUAACAAUGUCAAGCUUAUAGUUCUGGAGCGGCUCAAUGAACUAAAAUCCUCCCAUAGAGAGAUUAUGGUAGACAUGAUCAUGGAUGUUCUCAGGGCACUCUCUAGCCCUAAUGUUGAUAUUCGUCGCAAGACAUUAGAUAUUGCGCUGGAUCUGAUAACCCCAAGGAAUGUUGAUGAGGUGGUGCUGACGCUCAAGAAGGAGGUUGUGAAGACUCAAAGUGGCGAGCUUGAGAAGAAUGGGGAGUAUAGACAGAUGUUAGUUCAGGCUAUACAUACAUGUGCUAUGAAGUUCCCAGAAGUUGCAAGUACUGUUGUUCAUCUGCUGAUGGAUUUCCUAGGGGACAGUAAUGUUGCGUCUGCUGUUGAUGUAGUACUCUUUGUGCGUGAGAUCAUUGAGACAAACCCAAAGCUGAGGGUCUCAAUAAUCACAAGACUGCUGGAUACAUUCUACCAGAUCCGGGCUGCAAGGGUUUGUUCUUGUGCUCUUUGGAUUAUAGGGGAAUAUUGUCUCUCACUUUCUGAAGUUGAGAAUGGAAUCUCUACCAUCAAGCAGUGCCUUGGUGAGCUCCCAUUCUACACAGCUGUUGAGGAGGGUGAUGGUGCAGAUGCCAUUAAGCGGCCUCAGCAGAUAAAUUCCUCCAUCACUGUUUCUUCAAGGAGGCCAGCUGUCCUUGCUGAUGGAACCUAUGCCACACAGAGUGCUGCCUCAGAAACUGCAUUGUCUGCUCCUGUUCUUGCUCCCGGUUCCUUGGUUGCAGUUGGAAAUUUGAGAUCUUUGAUACUUUCAGGGGAUUUCUUUUUAGGAGCUGUUGUUUCUUGCACUUUGACUAAGCUGGUUUUGAGGUUGGAAGAGGUCCAGCCAUCCAAAACAGAACUAAAUAAAUUCUGUAGUGGGGCCUUAUUGAUCAUGGUCUCCAUGUUGCAGCUUGGACAGUCAUCGUAUCUUCCUCAUCCAAUUGAUAAUGAUUCAUAUGAAAGAGUAGUACUUUGCAUAAGGCUUCUCUGCAACACUGGUGAUGAAAUAAGGAGAAUAUGGUUACAGUCAUGCCGCCAGAGUUUUGCAAAGAUGCUUGCUGAUAAGCAGUUCAAUGAGACUGAGGAGUUCAAAGCAAAGGCUCAGAUAUCUCAUGCACAACCUGAUGAUCUUAUUGAUUUCUACCAUUUGAAGAGUAGAAAGGGAAUGAGUCAGCUUGAGUUGGAGGAUGAAGUUCAAGAUGACUUGAAACGUGCAACUGGAGAAUUCACGAUGGAUGCUGAUGAAGCCAACAAGCUUAAUCGCAUUCUUCAACUGACAGGAUUUAGUGAUCCAGUUUAUGCUGAAGCUUAUGUGACAGUUCAUCAUUAUGACAUUGUGCUUGAUGUGACGGUAAUCAACCGCACUAAAGAUACACUUCAAAACCUGUGCUUGGAGUUGGCAACAAUGGGUGACCUCAAACUUGUUGAGCGGCCACAAAACUAUACCUUAGCACCAGAGUCCAGUAAACAGAUUCGAGCCAAUAUUAAGGUUUCGUCCACAGAAACUGGUGUCAUAUUCGGCAACAUUGUUUAUGAGACUUCAAAUGUGCUCGAGAGAACUGUUGUUGUCCUGAAUGACAUACAUAUUGACAUUAUGGACUACAUCUCUCCAGCUAUAUGUGCUGAUGUGGCCUUCAGAAAUAUGUGGGCAGAGUUUGAGUGGGAAAAUAAGGUAGCAGUGAACACUGUUCUUCAAAAUGAGAAAGAAUUCCUCGAUCACAUCAUUAAAUCCACUAAUAUGAAAUGUCUCACAGCCCCAUCUGCACUGGACGGAGAAUGUGGUUUCCUUGCCGCGAAUCUAUACGCAAAGAGUGUAUUUGGUGAAGAUGCAUUGGUCAACAUUAGUAUUGAGAAGCAGUCUUCUGAUGGAAAGCUGAGCGGUUAUAUCAGAAUCAGGAGUAAAACUCAGGGGAUUGCUCUCAGUCUCGGCGACAAGAUAACACUCAAGCAGAAGGGAGGCAGCGGUUAGUGUUUUGCUUAGCAAUUCUUACAUCAAUAUCGAAUAAAAAAUUCUUCCUUAUUUUUGAAAAAAUGUUUUCUUGUUUUGCUACUACUGGAUCAUAAAUAGCAUUUCUUUAUUAUCUGUCUUCUUUUUUUGUUAAGUGACAGUUUAAUUUCUUCCUGUUGAUGAUAGUUUUCAGUGUAA